This is a messenger RNA of Cyclopterus lumpus (lumpfish), 6754 nucleotides long. It is a transcript of the gene ptprdb, whose product is annotated as protein tyrosine phosphatase receptor type Db. NCBI's taxonomy places the organism in Eukaryota, Metazoa, Chordata, Actinopteri, Perciformes, Cyclopteridae. Gene Ontology annotation, biological process: protein dephosphorylation. The record is from RefSeq and is a predicted model, not a curated record. Gene Ontology annotation, molecular function: protein binding; protein tyrosine phosphatase activity.
CGGGAAACUCCUCGGGAUUCUCCGUACACCGAGCUCUCAUCCGCAUAUUCUGUUUGACGUGUUGAAGUGCUUCUUAAGGAGAAUUCUGGGGAGAUUUUUCUUGCUCUUUCUAUUCCUCAAGGAUAUGAGGCGGCACAGCGGCCCGGCGUCCUGAACCAGCUCCCGCCUUUUUUUCUUUUCUUUUUUUACUUCUUCGUUCCAGGAUGAACCAUGAGCAAAGGUUGUGAGGGCCUGCUUCUAUCGCCCUGUCGUACAGUGAGGCAGUGAGCUCACGGUGGAUACAGCAUGCAUGUGUCGACAUAUCCCAUGAUGCACUCUGCCAGUCCAGGCCUGCUCCUCCUCAGCUUCCUCUUCCUCGCUGAUGCCGACUCACCCCCCAGGUUCACGCGAACCCCCGAAGACCAGACAGGAGUCCAGGGGGGAGUGGCCUCCUUCGUGUGCCAGGCCACUGGGGAUCCACAGCCCAAGAUUGUCUGGAACAAGAAAGGCAAAAAAGUCAGCAACCAGAGAUUUGAGGUGAUAGAGUUUGACGACGGGUCCGGCUCGGUCCUGAGGAUCCAGCCACUGAGGACCCCCAGGGACGAGGCCAUUUACGAAUGUCACGCCUCCAACUCUGCAGGAGAGCUCACUGCCUCCACCCGACUGAGCGUGCUGCGGGAGCACCAGCUGCCCUCGGGGUUCCCCACCAUAGACAUGGGCCCCCAGCUGAAAGUGGUGGAGCGCUCCCGGACCGCCACAUGCUCUGCGCUGCCAGCGGCAAACCCUGACCCAGAAAUACCUGGUUCAAGGAUUUUCCUGCCGGUCAACACGUCCAAUAACAACGGGCGAAUCAAGCAGUUAACCACAGAGUCCUUUGGUGGCACGCCCAUACGAGGUGCCCUCCAGAUAGAGAUGAGCGAGGAGUCAGACCAGGGGAAGUAUGAGUGCGUCGCCACCAACAGCGAUGGGACACGCUAUUCCACUCCAGCUAACCUCUAUGUCAGAGUGCGCCGCGUCCCCCCUCGCUUCUCCAUCCCCCCCGCCGACAGCGAGAUCAUGCCGGGAGGCAACGUCAACAUCACCUGCGUGGCCGUGGGCUCCCCGAUGCCGUACGUGAAGUGGAUGCUGGGGGCGGAGGACCUGACGCCCGAGGACGACAUGCCCAUCGGCCGCAACGUCCUGGAGCUGACCGACGUGCGCCAGUCCAACAAUUACACGUGCGUCGCCAUGUCGACGCUCGGCGUGAUCGAGGCGGUGGCGCAGAUUACCGUGAAAGCUCUGCCGAAGGCCCCCGGUAACCCUGUGGUGACGGAGAGAACUGCAACGAGCAUCACACUCACCUGGGAUUCCGGCAACCCUGAGCCUGUCUCCUACUAUAUCAUACAGCACCGAGCCAAAGGGUCCGAGGACCCCUACAAGGAGAUCGACGGCAUCGCCACAACGCGCUACAGCGUGGGCGGCCUCAGCCCAUACUCCCACUACGACUUCCGGGUGGCGGCGGUCAACACCAUUGGCCAGGGCCCCUCCAGCGAGAUGGUGGAGGCCCGCACGGCCGAGCAGGCCCCGUCCUCGCCUCCUCGGCAGGUCAGAGGUCGCAUGCUGAGCACCACGACGGCAAUCAUCCACUGGGAUGAACCAGAGGAGCCUAACGGACAGGUGGUGGGCUACAGAGUCUACUACACCUCAGACAACAUGCUGCCAGUCAACCAGUGGGAGAAGCAGAUGGUGCGCAGUGCCAACUUCAUCACCAUCCAGGGCUUGACCCCCAACAAGACUUAUUACAUCAGAGUGCUGGCCUUCACCUCUGUGGGAGACGGGCCCCUGUCCCAGGACCUGCAGAUCAUAGCCAAGACCGGAGUUCCAUCCCAACCUUCGGACUUCAAGGGCGAGGCCAAGUCCGAGACCAGCAUCCUGUUGUCCUGGGUUGCCCCGCCCCAGGGCGGCCCCGACAACCAGAUCACGGGAUAUGAGCUGGUCUACCGACGAGCUGACGACACGGAGGAGAAGAAAGUGAGCUUUGAGCCCACCACCUCCUACCUGUUGAAGAACCUGAAGCCUUUCUCCACCUACACCUUCCAGCUGGCUGCCAGGAGCAAGCAUGGGAUCGGGGCGUACACCAACGAGGUGUCCAUCGACACGCCGCAGACGCUCCCUUCGGCGCCUCCGCAGGACAUCACAUGCGCCAGUCCCAGCUCUACCAGCAUCCUGGUAAGUUGGGCUCCGCCCCCCGUGGAGUUUCAGAACGGCGUCAUCACCGGAUACUCCAUCCAGUACUCCACUACUGAGGGCCACAAAAUGUCUAAAAGUGUUGACGGAAUUCCCCCGGAGAGUUCUCCGUACCUCCUGGAAGACCUGGAGAAAUGGACUGAGUAUGGCAUAACGGUCCGGGCGCAGACGGAAGCCGGGGAUGGGCCGGAGAGCUUACAGCUGCUCAUCCGCACCGAGGAAGAUGUUCCAAGUGGUCCUCCGCGGGGGGUGGAGGCACAGACUGUGAACGCCUCGGCCGUUAGGGUGAAAUGGCGAGCACCGGCGCCCGAACGGCAGCACGGUCAGGUCCGAGGCUACCAAGUCCACUAUGUGAGGAUGAACUACGGAGAACCUCAGGGUCAGCCGUUCAUCAAGGACAUCCUCAUAGAGGACUCGCAGUGGGAAUAUGGUGACUCAGCAGAAUACGAGGUGCUUCUCGGAGACCUGAAGGCAGACACUGCGUACUCUGUGUCAGUGGGAGCUUACACUGCCAAGGGAGACGGCGCUCGCAGCAAAGCUGUUACCGUCUGCAGCGCCCUGCCACUGCCCGAGAAGCCCAAACUGACUGUGACCGCCACCGAUUCGGGCACGGCUCUGCUCCAGUGGUACCCGCCGCCCCAUCCGCCCACUUUGCUCCUGGGGUACCGCCUCACCUUCGGACGCGUCGACGUCCUCCCGUUCACGGUGGUGGAGUUCCCCACCAAGGAGAACCGCUACACCGCCCAGGACGUCCACAAGGGAGCCAACUACGUGUUCAGGCUCUCCUCCCGCAACAAGAUGGGCUACGGCGAGGAGGCCGUCAAGGAGCUGACCACUCCGGAGGACGCCCCGAGCGGGUACCCUGAAAGCAUCAACUCGGAGGAGGCGUCCGCCGCCUCCCUCCGGGUGGCGUGGAAAGCGGUGCCGCUGAUUGAGCAAAACGGGAAGAUCACAAAGUACUCGGUGCUGUACAGGGACAUAAACAGUCGGGUGAACGCCUCGGAAGUCCUGGUGCCCGCCCCGGGGGCGAGUGUUUUGUUGGAGGGCCUGAGCGCCGAUACUGUGUACGAAGUCAGGUUGUGCGCGUUCACAGCUGUCGGCCCCGGGCCGUUCAGCCCGAGUGUCCAGUUUAGGACGCAGCGGCUAGACCAAGUUUUCGCCACCAACUUCCGAGUGAAAGCUGCCAUGAAGAACUCCGUUCUGCUGUCCUGGGAGAUACGAGACAAGAACCCCGCCCAGCCGUUCACCAUCCUGUACGGAAAGGGCCAGUCCGUGGAGGUGGACGGGAAGCAGACCCAGAAGCUGAUCGCUGGCUUGGAGCCGGACACGCAGUACUCCUUUCUGCUACACCAACCGGGCCAACAGCGCCGGGGGGUGGGGCUGCAGCACCGCGUCACCGCCACCCCACCCGCGCCGGACAUCCUGAAGACCAAGCCCACGGUGGUGGGGAAGACCAACGCGGACGGCAUGGUGACCGUGCAGCUGCCCACUGUGCAGACCACAGCCAAAGUCAGGGGUUACUAUGUGGUGGUGGUGCCACUGAAGAAGCAGAGAGGAGGGAAGUUCCAGAACCCCUGGGAGGAGCCCGACCAGAUGAACCUGGACGAGCUUCUGAAAGAGAUCAACAGAACCAGUGUCAGCCGCGCCCUCCGCAUCCGCAGACAGGCCGGCCAAUCGGAUCCGAGGGCCUACGUCAGCGCUCACUUCAAGACCCUCCCCCUGGAGUUCACGCUGGGUGACGGGCGAAACUACGGCGACUUCCGCAACCGCCCGCUGCAGAACGGACAGGAGUAUGUUUUCUUUGUGCUUGCGCUGUUGGACCUCUCUGAGAACACCAUGUACGCCACGAGCCCUUAUUCUGAUCCCGUGACCUCAUCGGAUGUGGACCCUCAGCCAAUCGUCGACGAGGAAGAGGGUCUGCUGUGGGUGGUGGGGCCCGUGCUGGCUGUCAUCUUCAUCGUCUGCAUCGUCAUCGCCAUUCUCCUGUUCAAGAGCAAACCUGACAGGAAAAGGGCCGAGGCCGAGGGCAGGAAGGGCAGUUUCCCCUGCAGCAAAGCCAUGUCGUCCCACCACCCCACGGAUCCCGUGGAGCUACGCCGGAUCAACUUCCAGACUCCAGCCUACCGUGUAUCAGUGUACCGUGGUUACCGCCGGUUGUCAAGCAUGGCGAGCCACCCGCCCGUCGCCAUCUCCGAGCUAGCGGAUCACACCGAGCGUCUCAAGGCCAACGACAAUCUCAAGUUCUCUCAAGAGUACGAGUCCAUCGACCCCGGUCAGCAGUUCACCUGGGAGAACUCCAACUUGGAGGUCAACAAACCAAAGAACCGCUAUGCUAACGUCAUUGCCUAUGAUCACUCCAGGGUCAUACUCUCCAGUAUUGAGGGUGUCCCGGGCAGCGACUACAUCAACGCCAACUAUAUCGAUGGCUACCGCCGCCAGAACGCCUACGUCGCCACUCAGGGAUCCCUCCCGGAGACUUUCGGGGAGUUCUGGAGGAUGGUCUGGGAGCAGCACACGGCCAACAUUAUCAUGAUGACCAAGCUGGAAGAGAAGUCACGGGUGAAGUGUGAUCAGUACUGGCCAACGCGGGGCACAGAGACCUACGGACUCAUCCAGGUCACUCUGCUGGACACGGUGGAGCUGGCCACCUACUCUGUCCGGACCUUUGCUCUUUACAAGAGCGGCUCCAAUGAGAAGCGCGAGGUUCGUCACUUCCAGUUCACGGCCUGGCCCGACCACGGGGUGCCCGAACACCCCACUCCCUUCCUGGCCUUCCUACGCAGGGUCAAGGCCUGCAACCCUCCAGACGCCGGUCCCAUGGUCGUCCAUUGCAGUGCUGGAGUCGGUCGCACGGGUUGCUUCAUCGUGAUCGACGCCAUGGCGGAGCGACUCAAGCAUGAAAAGGCCCUGGACAUCUACGGCCACGUCACGCUGAUGCGCUCCCAGAGGAACUACAUGGUCCAGACGGAGGAUCAGUACAUCUUCAUCCACGAUGCGCUGCUGGAGGCCGUGACCUGCGGGAACACCGAGGUCCCCGCGAGGAACCUGUACUCCUACAUCCAGAGGCUGACGCAGGUCGAACCGGGGGAGAACGUCACCGGCAUGGAGCUGGAGUUCAAGCGUCUGGCCAGUGCCAAGGCCCACACAUCGCGGUUCGUGAGUGCCAACCUGCCAUGCAACAAGUUCAAGAACCGGCUGGUGAACAUCAUGCCCUACGAGACCACGCGGGUCUGCCUGCAGCCAAUCAGAGGGGUGGAGGGAUCGGACUACAUCAACGCCAGCUUCAUCGAUGGAUACAGGCAGCAGAAGGCCUACAUAGCAACCCAGGGCCCGCUGGCCGAGACCACAGAGGACUACUGGAGGAUGCUGUGGGAACACAACUCCACCAUAGUUGUCAUGCUAACCAAACUGAGAGAAAUGGGGCGGGAGAAGUGUCACCAGUACUGGCCCGCGGAGCGCUCAGCCCGGUACCAGUACUUUGUGGUGGAUCCCAUGGCUGAGUACAACAUGCCCCAGUACAUUCUGCGAGAGUUCAAAGUCACGGAUGCCAGGGACGGCCAAUCGCGGACAGUUCGUCAGUUCCAGUUCACUGAUUGGCCAGAACAAGGAGUGCCAAAGUCAGGGGAGGGAUUCAUCGAUUUCAUUGGCCAGGUGCACAAAACUAAAGAGCAGUUUGGCCAGGACGGGCCAAUAAGUGUGCACUGCAGUGCCGGAGUGGGCCGGACCGGCGUGUUCAUCACCCUCAGCAUCGUUCUGGAGAGGAUGCGGUACGAGGGCGUGGUGGACAUCUUCCAGACCGUCAAGAUGCUGCGCACCCAGAGACCUGCCACCGUCCAGACAGAGGACCAGUACCAGUUCUGCUACCGGGCCAGUCUGGAGUACCUGGGAAGCUUUGACCACUAUGCAACAUAAACCCGACUGGCCGUCUCUCACGCCACAUCCCACCUUAGUGCACUUUUCUUAGGUCACACGCGGCCUACAUUAAUGCACUAGGCUGCAAUGUGUCUUCGGAGGACCACAUGCAGAGUGAAGGGGACCCAUCGGCUUAUCCCGUACUCAGAAACAGCACCUCUAACUGAGCCAUAGCAACCUGCUUGACAAGGGUGUUUCCUUUCACCCUCAGCCCCAACACACCCCGUUGGUCAGUCUGAAGAAGCAACUUCAACCACUGUUCCAAUCAGAAUACUUGAUCAAAUAUUGAUUUUAUUUCUUUUUUUGUAUUAUUGGUUUCAGUGCUUUUGUGAGCACCCAGAUUGCGUAACAUUGUUUGGGUGUGGAACUCUCACCUCGUCCACCACCAGUGUAGCAUCACCAACCUAGAUACAGGACCCGGCUACAGUAUUUAGCUGUCACAAGACAUUUAGAUUUUUUUCUAUCUUGAGGACUGUCCAGAAGGAGUCGACAAAUCCAUCUUAUGGAAGUCUCGUGGACUGACAGAACUGGGACUUUUGAGCACCAGAGAUUUGCCAACGGGAGACUGAAAACACAGAGCGCACGGUAUUGAAAAGACAAAGAAUAUAUAUCCCAAAAAAAAAAAAAAAGACACCAA